Coprinopsis cinerea okayama7#130 is the source of this 2931-nucleotide messenger RNA. RefSeq names its product DNA repair protein rad16. Lineage: Eukaryota; Fungi; Basidiomycota; Agaricomycetes; Agaricales; Psathyrellaceae. The transcript is spliced from 15 exons. The coding region runs from base 1 to 2931 and encodes 976 amino acids. Gene Ontology annotation, molecular function: ATP binding; metal ion binding; ATP-dependent chromatin remodeler activity. The record is from RefSeq and is a predicted model, not a curated record.
AUGGUGCGCACAACGCGCUCGUCAGCCAGAAGAGCUGUUUCAACCCCAGCGUCGUCAGCGACACCGACGACCAACCCAUCGCCUAUCAACAGUGCACAGACCUCAACCAAGGGAGAUACCGACACCCCCGCAACUUCAGACCAAGAAGACGAGUUGUCACUCAAGCCCGCUCCAAGAGCUUCGAAGAGGGUAACAAGUCUGAAGCGACAGCGUGAAGCCGCAAAUGAGGGUGGAAGUGAUGACGAAGCGUCUGAACGUUCAACAACGCCGGCGACAACAGCAACGCGCGCCUCCAAACGGCGGGCGGUAGCCAACAAGGUGUAUGUUGAGGUCCCCAGUCGAUCAAGCAGCGUCAAGGCAGAGAAGAAACCGACACCUGCACCGCGAGGGGGCUCUAAAGGCAAGGGCAAGGCCAAAGCCGCCCCACCACCAUCUGAAGACGAAGAAUCUCUUUCUGAACCUGAGGAGAUAGUGGAGUCAAGCGAUAGCGGUUCAGAGUUUGCCAUGUCCGACGACGAGUCGGAUGCGGUUAUGAAUUCUGAGGAUGAGGAAGCAGCCGAAGAAAUCAUGCUCGAGGAAAGCAUUCGACAAUCUCUCCAAACCGCGAACGGUAGGAAUGGCGAGUCAUCUUCAUCUGCUUCCCGAAGGGCUCCCAGUUCCCUGGCAGCGUUGACCGCGGCUGCGGCCGAGCGUCGCAUCGCGAAGCGAGGCAAGACCAUGACUGUGGAUGCAGCCGACCUCGACUUGGACAUGGAACCUAGCGAGCUCGACAGCGAAGAGGACGAUUUCUCUGCCUCCGAAUCCGAAUCCGACGCACCUCUUGCAAAGAACAAAGGUAAAGGAAAGGGCAAGGCGAAGGCCAAGGAGAAGACAGUUUCUGCCUCUUGGGGUGCGACUGAAGAAUCUGUCAAGAAGAUCAUGACAUUUGCCAACAUGAGACGAGCCCGACGGGAGGAGCAGGCACUUAAGCGCAAAGUGAAACGUGCCCAGCGCCUAAGGGAGCAAGCUCUUAUGAACGAGCUCGGGCGUCCAUUGGUUCAUUCUGAGAAGACAAGCUUGGCUCUUCAAGUGCAUCACCCCGAGCUCGUCGAUAUCUGGGGAGAUCUCGACAAACCUAUCCCGGCGCCAGUGCCCACGAAGGCUGAACAACCUGCUAACCUCAAGGCUACUCUCCUGCCUUUCCAGCGAGAAAGUUUACAUUGGAUGCGUGAGCAGGAGAAGACGACAUGGAAAGGCGGUAUUCUUGCGGAUGAGAUGGGACCCACCGUCGCCAUUAUGCAAUGGAGGAACGAAAUUGCCGCGCACACUGAAGGUGUGAAGGUACUCGUCUGGCACGGUGCCUCCAGGGAGUCAGAUGCAGCCCAGUUGAAGAAGUUUGACGUGGUCUUGACCACCUAUGCUGUCUUAGAAAGCUGUUUCCGGAAGCAACAUAGUGGUUUCAAGCGCAAGGGUAUGAUCGUCAAAGAGCAAUCACCCGUCCACGCCGUCCAUUGGAAACGUGUCGUUCUCGAUGAAGCUCAUAAUAUCAAAGAGCGCUCCACUAAUACUGCUAAAGCCGCCUUCGAACUGAAGAGCGACUUCCGAUGGUGUUUGUCCGGUACUCCACUCCAAAACCGAGUGGGCGAACUGUACAGCAUCAUCCGAUUCCUCGGUGGUGACCCCUACGCAUACUACUUCUGCAAGCUUUGCGAUUGCAAGUCGUUGCACUGGAAGUUCUCCGACAAACGCUCUUGCGACGAUUGCGGUCACACCCCGAUGAACCAUACAUGCUUCUGGAACAACGAAAUCCUAUCACCUAUUCAGAAAUCAGGAAUGAGGGGAGCGGGAGCACUGGCGUUCAAGAAGCUGCGAGUGUUGCUCGAUAAGAUGAUGUUGCGCCGAACCAAGCUUCAACGUGCUGAUGAUCUGGGUUUGCCUCCUCGUACCGUCAUAGUGCGACGGGACUAUUUCAGUCCUGAAGAAAAGGAAUUAUAUUUGUCCCUCUUCUCGGAUGCUAAACGACAAUUCGCGACAUACCUUGACCAGGGAACUGUUUUGAACAAUUAUUCUAACAUCUUUAGUUUAUUGACCCGCAUGAGGCAAAUGGCUUGCCAUCCGGACUUGGUUAUCCGUAGCAAAGCCAAUGCCAGCACCUUUGUCCCGGACGAGGCAGGCGAAGGCAUGGUCUGUCGCCUCUGCAACGAAUUUGCAGAAGAUGCAAUUCAAUCGAAAUGCCACCACGUCUUCGACCGAGAGUGUAUCAAACAAUACCUCGAAGCUGCUCUCGAGACACAGCCCGACUGCCCAGUCUGCCACCUUCCGUUGACAAUUGAUCUCGAAGGACCGGCUCUUGAAGUCGAGGAAAGUGUCGUCACAGCACGCCAGGGUAUCCUGGGUCGCCUUAACCUCGACAAAUGGCGUUCGUCUUCCAAGAUUGAAGCAUUGGUCGAAGAGCUCAGCAACCUCCGACAAAAGGACGCCACCACCAAGAGCAUCGUCUUCAGCCAAUUCGUCAACUUUUUGGAUCUCAUCGCAUACCGGUUGCAAAGGGCUGGUUUUGUGGUGUGCCGACUUGAGGGCACGAUGUCGCCUCAGGCUCGAGACGCGACUAUCAAGCAUUUCAGUAAGUUGCACAGCGGAUUUUGGUCGGCCAUUGCUAAGACCUCUAAUCAAGUGAACAAUGUCGAGGUUACCGUGUUCCUCGUCAGUUUGAAAGCCGGUGGUGUCGCUUUGAACUUGACUGAGGCUUCACGUGUGUACUUGAUGGAUAGCUGGUGGAAUCCUGCUGUUGAAUUCCAGGCUAUGGAUCGUAUCCACCGUCUCGGGCAGCGGCGACCAGUCGAAGCUAUCAAACUUGUCGUUGAGGACAGCAUUGAGAGUCGUAUCGUCCAGUUACAAGAAAAGAAGAGUGCUAUGAUUGACGCUACACUUUCAACUGAUGAUUCUCUUUAA